GAAAUUACUCAUUACCUCCCACUCAUUCUUGCUCUGUACCUCCGUCACCAUUUACAUAUUAUUAUUUGACGCUCCGUAUUCUUGUUGUUUGAAUACUUUUCAUUUGUGCUCAUUCCAUGUGUUCUCCCGCAUAACCUUAUCGAAUUCUCUGUCACUGACAAACGUCAAGCGUCUUUUUUAACUGCUCAGUUGAGUUUUCACAUUCUUCCCUUUCACUACUCUAUAUUGCUUUCUACCUGUAGUACCUCGACGAUGAAUUGUAUAUUUUUGUAGUAUAGUGUGUAACACGUACGGUUUGAUUCUCCUGACUGUGUGGUAUUAUCAGGUGUUUGUUUCUUUACGUAUUUCGAACGAAUUUCAUCAGUGUCAUUCUACAUAGAAUGAGUAAAGAAGUAAUCCAGGAUGUUGCAUGUAUGACAACAACGCCUGAAUUGAUAGUGGCUCAUGGUUAUACCGCUGAGGUACACCGUGUUUGGACUGAAGAUGGAUAUUGCUUGGAAAUGCACCGAAUACCCCAUAGGAGUUCUAGCAAUCCUGUCUCAAAUGAAUAUUUGCAAAACUCCAUGGAGACAUUAUCAGAUACUAUCAGACAAAAGCCAUCCCUUUCCAGUGGAAUGUCAAAACCACCAGUGCUAGUGCAUCACGGUCUCUUAUCUAGUUCAGCAGAUUGGGUUCUUCUUGGUCCAGAAAAAGCCUUUGCAUACGCACUUUGUGACAGUGGUUUCGACGUUUGGCUAGCAAAUGCACGGGGUAAUGCAUAUUCACAACACCAUAAACAAUACACUGUUAAUGAUAAAGAAUUCUGGGAUUUCAGUUGGCACGAGAUUGGAUAUUAUGACGUACCAGCUAUGAUAGAUUAUAUCUUGGAAACUACAGGACAUAAUAGCCUUUAUUACGUAGGAUACAGUCAGGGUACAACUGCAUUCUACGUAAUGGCAAGUGAGCGCCCUGAGUAUAACGCGAAGGUCAAGGCAAUGAUAAGUAUGGCACCAGUAGCUUUUCUUGCAAAUCAACGCAGUCCUUUUCUUAAAUGCGUUGUUCCAUUCCACGCGCUGAUGAAGUGGGGCUCUCUGUUUUGCAACAUGCACCGAUGGUUUCAACGCAGCAAAUUGCAAACCAAGACGCUUUCCGGGAACGUUCCAAGUAUGCUGGCAAAGACCAUAUGUAUUUCCUGUUUAAAUCUUGUGGCUGGAUUCGGCAGUAAUCAAUUGCAAGACUCAAUGCUUCCAUUAAUAUUUGAGCACUUUCCAGCGGGAUCCUCUGUAAGGCAGAUUAUUCACUACAGCCAAAGUAUUAUGUCAGGUACUUUUCGACAAUAUGAUUACGGUGUGACAAAAAAUCUCAAGUUGUAUGGGUCAAUGCACCCACCCAAUUACAAUCUCGAGAAAGUAAAGGUUCCAGUAAGCAUCUUCUACAGUGAGAACGACUUUCUCACUGAUCCAAACGACGUGCAAACGCUUGCAGACAAACUGCCAAACGUAAUUGCAAAGCACAAGAUAGAAUACAGAAAGUUUAAUCACAUUGAUUAUCUAUGGGGUGCGGACGCCAAGACUCUCGUAUACAAUAACGUAGUUAAAAUGCUGAAGCGUAUGUAACAUUAAUCAUUAACAAAACUAAAAGGAAAGUGUUGCUAACGAAGAAGGACACUAUUUCUUUAAUGAUGCAUUCGAUAAUACUUUGUCAUUGUCUACCAAGUGGGUAUCCUCGAUACUAAACGUUAGUUAGUCAUUGCUACAAAAAGUUUUUAUAAUUAUAAAGCCUGUAAAUAAAGCUGCGAUAUUUAUUAAGAAA
Molecule: messenger RNA, 1791 nt
Organism: Cephus cinctus (wheat stem sawfly)
Lineage: Eukaryota; Metazoa; Arthropoda; Insecta; Hymenoptera; Cephidae
Product: lipase 3
Exons: 7
Coding region: 381-1595 (404 amino acids)
Molecular function (GO): hydrolase activity, acting on ester bonds
Source: RefSeq, a predicted model, not a curated record